Molecule: messenger RNA, 1574 nt
Organism: Seriola dumerili (greater amberjack)
Lineage: Eukaryota; Metazoa; Chordata; Actinopteri; Carangiformes; Carangidae
Gene: skap1
Product: src kinase associated phosphoprotein 1
Exons: 13
Coding region: 206-1288 (360 amino acids)
Cellular component (GO): plasma membrane; cytoplasm
Molecular function (GO): protein binding
Source: RefSeq, a predicted model, not a curated record
AGGUGGCUAGAUGUUGUGGCAGUGUGUGUGUGUGUAUGAGUUUGUAUGACAGGCCUUUGUUUCUGUCAUGGAGCUGUAACAGUAUGACAGAGGUUAGGUGUGUAUAGGCUGCCCUGUGGUAUAAAAAGCAAAGUGUGACGGAGCAGAAAAAGUUUGAAAAGUCAGCCAACCAAAGUGUCUCGAGUUGGACAGGUGAAAGUCAGGGAUGGGGACAAUCCCGAACGACAUUAGAAGACUUUUGGACGACUGUGAGGUGUUUAUAACAGACAUCCUUCAAAAUGAAGACCUCAGUGAGCUUGCUCAAGAGUCACGGAAAGUCUUACUGAAUAACUUCAGGGUUGUCCAUGGAAGAAACCCUCAGGAGUUUCCCAACCCAUACUCAGCGGAUGAAGACGGUUCUGAUGACAACCGCAGCUCCAGUCUGGGUCGCUCUGCCCCAUCUGACGACGCCUCAGUAGCCUCUGACUACCAGGAUGAUGGAGGCCCUGAGUACUUUGGGGACAUCCCCUUUGUGGCUGCCCAGGACCUCAGCAACAUCUUGAAGCAAGGCUACUUGGAGAAGAAACGUAAAGACCACAGCUUCUUUGGCUCUGAGUGGCAGAAGAGAUGGUGUGUCCUGAAUAACUCAAUAUUCUACUACUUUGGGAGUGAAAAAGAUAAACAGCAAAAGGGUUCCUUUUAUAUAAACUACUACAGUGCACAGCUGGUUCCCAACCUGAGAAAAGACACCAAGAAAAAUUGCUGUUUUGAGCUCAUUGCACCUGGACGGCGCUCAUUCCAGUUCACUGCCAGCAGCCCUCAAGAGGCCAGAGAAUGGGUGGACCAAAUCAAUUUUGUACUUAGAGAUCUUAGCUCCAGCCUCAUUCCUUUCGAUGACGAUGAGGAGGAGGAAGAGGAGACCUAUGAUGACAUUGAGGGGGUGACUGGCCCUCCCCCGCCCGGGCCCGGUGCUGCCCGGGCCUCUCAGAGCCGCAAACAGGAGUCGGAGGAGGUCGACGAGGAAGAUGAGGAUAUCUACGAGGUGCUGCCAGAAGAGGAUUUUCCAGAUCAUAUGGAUGAGAGCAGUGAGAAGAACAACAAACCAGCUUGGUCAUCAGAUUACGCUAACUACUACCAGGGUUUAUGGGAUUGCGAUGCCGACGAGCCAGAUGAGCUGUGCUUCCACAGAGGGGAUCUCAUCUACAUCAUCAGCAAGGAGUACAACAUUCACGGCUGGUGGGUCGGAGAGCUGAACGGCACUGUGGGUAUCGUCCCCAAGGACUUCCUGCACCCUGCUUACAUCCUCUAAGCUCCAACAGAGCUGCUGCUGUUGACAAAGCCAGCCAGGAAUUUCACAGACAGGCCUGUCAGACCAUCUUUUCAAAUUUUUUGAAAAUUAUUCCCUCAUAAGACGGUAAAUUAUAUCAUGUAAAUGUGCAGCAGUUGAACUCAUUUCUACACACUAUAAAUCAUUUGUAAAGGAUCCUGUCUGAUGUGCAAACUAGAAAUGAAACAGUCGAUUCAUUUGUUAGUCAAUCAACAGAAUGUUCAGAGACCACAAUUUUGAUAAUUGAUAAAUAUUAAUAUAAUAUUUA